Cordyceps fumosorosea ARSEF 2679 is the source of this 2064-nucleotide messenger RNA. RefSeq names its product Pyridine nucleotide-disulfide oxidoreductase, FAD/NAD(P)-binding domain protein. The transcript has 2 exons. NCBI's taxonomy places the organism in Eukaryota, Fungi, Ascomycota, Sordariomycetes, Hypocreales, Cordycipitaceae. Gene Ontology annotation, molecular function: calcium ion binding; NADH dehydrogenase activity. The record is from RefSeq and is a predicted model, not a curated record. Bases 1 to 2064 code for a protein of 687 amino acids.
AUGGCUGCGCCGCUUCAUCCCACCGGCAGCGCGGCUAUUCGCCGGGUUCUGGGGCCCUUGCCUCGCCGAUCGCUUGCCCAGCCCGUCUUGCGGCGCCAUACGCCCACGAACAGAACUAUCGCCCAGCUUCGUCGCGCGACGUCACCGAUCCGGAGGGCUGGUCCCGCCCAACAACAACGCCCUGCCGCGCUGGUCCACGUCCGCGCCCUCUCCGGCAAGCCGUUGCCGCAGCGAGAAUCAUGGACGCUCAACUUUUGCUACAGGAUGAUGGCGUGGCUAGGCACGUCCUUUGCCGUCGGCGGACUUCUCGUGACCGCCUUCUUCGUCUACGACGCGACCACGUACAAGGAGGGCGCGGAUACCGGCGACAUCACCGUCGGCCAGCUCGCGCUGCAGCCGCGCCGCGGCGGACCCAAAAACCUGCCCAUCGCCGACGUCCUCAUUGAUGACAAUGACAGCAACGGCAAGAGCGAGAACCAGGACAAGCCCAAGCUCGUCAUCCUCGGAGGCGGAUGGGGCGGCGUCGCUUUGCUCAAGGAGCUCAACGCCGACGACUAUCAUGUCACCGUCAUAUCGCCCACUAACUACUUCCUGUUUACACCCAUGCUGCCCUCCGCGACUGUGGGAACGCUCGAGUCGCGAUCCCUGGUCGAGCCGAUCCGCCGCAUCCUGGGUCGCAUCCACGGCCAUUUCAUCCGAGCCAGCGCCGAAGACGUAUGCUUUCAUGAAAAGCUGGUCGAAGUGUCGCAAACGGAUCUCGAUGGCAAAAAGACUUACUUCUACGUCCCCUACGACAAACUGGUUAUUGCUGUUGGCUCCGUCACCAACUCCCACGGUGUCAAGGGUCUCGAGAAUGCCUUCUUCCUCAAAGAUAUCAACGAUGCUCGGAUGAUCCGGAACAAGAUUAUUCACAACCUUGAGCUCGCCUGUCUACCUACCACGUCGGAUACAGAGCGCCGCCGUCUUCUCUCCUUUUGCGUCAGUGGUGGUGGCCCUACCGGCGUCGAGUUUGCUGCCGAGCUCUACGACCUGUUGAACGAGGACCUGACCCGAAACUUUCCCCGUCUCCUGCGCAACGAAAUCUCCGUCCACCUAAUUCAAAGCCGCAGCCAUAUUCUCAACACCUACGACGAGGAGGUCUCCAAAUAUGCUGAAAAACGCUUCGCCCGCGACCACGUUGACGUACUGACCAACUCCCGCGUGCAAGCUGUCCACCCGGACAAGAUUGUCUUUUCGCAGAAGCAGCCCGACGGCAGCGUCGUGACCAAGGAGCUUCCCAUCGGCUUCUGCCUCUGGUCCACCGGCGUAUCCCAGACGGAGUUUGCGCAAAAGAUUGCCAAGACGCUCGGCGACUUCCAGACCAACCGACGCGCGCUCGAGACCGACACCCACCUACGCCUCAAGGGCUCCCCCCUCGGGGACGUCUACGCCAUCGGCGACUGUUCGACCGUGCAGAACAACGUCGCGGACCACAUCAUCAACGUGCUGCGCAGCAUCGCCUACAAGAAUGGCAAGGACCCGGAGACGCUGCACCUGCACUUCAGCGACUGGCGCAAGGUCGCCACCGAGGUCAAGCAGCGCUUUCCGCAGGCCGUGUCGCAUCUGCGGCGCCUCGACAAGCUCUUCGCCGAGUUCGACAAGGACCACUCGGGCACGCUCGACCUUGGCGAGCUCCGCGAGCUGCUCGCCCAGAUCGACAGCAAGCUCACCUCGCUCCCGGCCACUGCGCAGCGCGCCCACCAGCAAGGCAACUACCUCAGCCGCAAGCUCAACAAGAUGGCGCACCUCUCGCGCGGGCUCGAGGUCAACGACGUCCGCGACGGCGACCUCGACGCCGCCGCGUUCAAAGCGUUCGAGUACCGCCACCUCGGCAGCUUGGCGUACGUCGGCAACUCGGCCGUCUUCGACCUCGGCGACGGCUGGAGCUUCACCGGUGGCCUCUGGGCCGUGUACGCCUGGCGCUCUGUCUACUUUGCGCAGAGCGUCAGCUUCCGCACGAGAUGCCUCAUGGCCAUGGAUUGGGCCAAGAGGGGGCUGUUUGGCAGAGAUCUUAUGAGCUUUUAG